AUAGCGUUAUCAGAUUGGAAAAGUCGCCAAGAUCGCCAUUUCGUGCUUUCGUCAAAUUGCUAUCUGCUCUAGCUACUACAGACAUUGAAACCGAGUCUCACAGUGUCUAUGACCCUCCUGUUGCGGCGAUCAAAUCGUCUCUAUUCCACAAUGGCUGCGUCUCUGAACCCCGCCUCGUCGCCGUUCACUCAGGCUGUGGUGAGCUCUAUGAGGACGCUCUACCCUGAGUCACUGGCCGAGAAGAGCUGGGAUAACACCGGCCUCCUCCUGGAAGCUCCCUUCAACGCAUCGCGCCGCCAGAAGAAUUCGGUACUUCUCGCAAUUGACCUCACGAAAGCCGUCGCAGACGAGGCGAUUGCGCGCCGAGACUCCAUCGUCGUAGCCUACCACCCCAUCAUCUUCCGCGGCCUCAAGUCCCUCACAUUCAACGACCCGCAACAGCAGACCCUCCUCCGGCUCGCGCAAGAAGGCAUCAGCGUAUACUCGCCGCACACGGCGAUCGACGCCACGCCCGGCGGGAUGGCCGACUGGCUCUGCGACAUCGUGACGGGCGCCAUUACCCCACUGACCACAACCAAACCCAGCACAGGCAUCGAGCAAUCCUCCUCCGCAAGCUACUCGCAACCCACGUACCCGGCACCGCAACCCUCCAAACCCAGCACCACCGACAGCGUCCCCAACCACACCCGCCAAACCAUCAUCCCGUCCCCGCCGCCGCUCCCCGAUGGAAUGGACACCGCCGGCAUGGGCCGCCUCGUGACCUUCGCCGACGCCCAGCCGCUUACAGCGAUUAUCGACCGCAUCGCCCAGGGCGUCGGCUUCCCCGGUGGAAUCCCCAUCGCCAUCCCGCAGGGUGCCUCCGUGGACAGUCUCCACAUCCGCACGGUGGGCGUGUGCCCCGGCUCCGGGUCUGGCGUGCUGAUGAAGGGCGCCAAGCUCCCUGACCUGCUAUUUACCGGUGAGCUGAGUCACCACGAGGCGCUGGCGGCUAUCGAGCGCGGCUCCGUGGUCGUUGCGCUUGCGCACUCGAACACCGAGCGCGGGUAUCUGCGGGCUGUGAUGCGCGAGAAGUUGGCGAAGGAGGUCGAGGCGGUGUGGGCGGACCAGCGUCGUAGUUGUGCUGCUGCUGAUGAAGUCGAAGGGUGGAAAGAGGUGCUGGGUGAUGCCUCGUGUGAGGUGGCGGUUAGCGAGAAGGAUCGCGAUCCGUAUGGGAUUAUGGUGAGACGGGUUUAGACCUUCGUCUUUAUACUACUAGGAGGCGACCUGUGUGGAUAUACCCAUACUUAAAAG
This is a messenger RNA of Aspergillus homomorphus CBS 101889, 1290 nucleotides long. Its product is annotated as Nif3-like dinuclear metal center hexameric protein. Gene Ontology annotation, cellular component: cytoplasm; mitochondrion. The record is from RefSeq and is a predicted model, not a curated record. Lineage: Eukaryota; Fungi; Ascomycota; Eurotiomycetes; Eurotiales; Aspergillaceae. The coding region runs from base 109 to 1233 and encodes 374 amino acids. The transcript is spliced from 4 exons.